Fusarium oxysporum Fo47 is the source of this 258-nucleotide messenger RNA. RefSeq lists its product as uncharacterized. NCBI's taxonomy places the organism in Eukaryota, Fungi, Ascomycota, Sordariomycetes, Hypocreales, Nectriaceae. The transcript has 2 exons. Bases 1 to 258 code for a protein of 85 amino acids. The record is from RefSeq and is a predicted model, not a curated record.
AUGCCGUCGUCGCAGAAAAAUGCCACUGUUGAAAAGAAAGCAACUGGUCCAAGCGUACCACAGAACCCUAAGGAACAUGGAAGUAAAGAAAAAGAAUGGCUGCGCCAGAGUGGCGAAGAUGAACCGUGGAGGGGUUUCACGGUCGUGGCCACAGAUAGAAAGAACUGGCAGAGUCAUGUUUACCCGGCUCAGAAUAGUUCUGAGACCUGGAGUACACAAGCAGAGGUUGGAUCCCAAGAAGAGUCGUCUACAGGAUAA